Effrenium voratum is the source of this 3054-nucleotide messenger RNA. The record is from the annotation of a GenBank genome assembly. NCBI's taxonomy places the organism in Eukaryota, Dinophyceae, Suessiales, Symbiodiniaceae.
GACGGCAGCUCCAACGAGUGCAAGAGCCGGGGCUUCGGGACGGCCGUGGGCCGUCGGCACCGGCUGCUGACUUUGGCGCUGGGCAACGGCUGCGAGCUGGGAUUCAGGCGGCGUCGGACUGGGGAGGUGGUGUACUUCCCCCAGGCCAACGGCACGCUGACAUUGCUGGGCUGUGACGUGAAGGCCAAGUGGCAGAUGGGUGAGGCCAAAGUGCCUCAGGGUGUCCUGCUAUAUGUAUGGGGCCCCAGCAGCCGAGCAGAGGAGGAGGAGGUGCUGGCGGAGACGGUGGCCGCAGCAACCAAGGAGGGCCCCUGCCGAGACUUCCGUUUCGGCCGCUGCACCUAUGGCGAGAACUGCAAGUUCUCCCAUGGGGAGGAGGAGAACCCCCCGCGGGAGACCGGUCAGGAGGUGACCGUCUGGCCGGCCAGGCCCUCCAUGCGGGUCAUCACGGUGCCAGCAUCCAGGCGCUACGCCGGCCCCGUGAAGCACGAUGACGUGGUGAUUGUGCCUGAGUUCUUCUGCAAAGAGGAGGAUUGGGAGACCUACUACGCCCUGAUUCAGGAGAUGCGCCAGAGCCAAGCGAAUGGAGACCGCAAGGCGGAAUGGAUCUCCUGGCACGAGGGCGCUCACUUGCUGAGCCAAAAUCCAAGUGGCUCCAGAACCUACAACAAGGUCUUGGAGCGAAUGUGCGAGUACUUCAAGGCAGCAGAAGGCAAUCGCGGCACCCGCUUCAACUGGUACAGAGAUGGAUCUGAUUGGAAACCUUUUCACCACGACUCGGCGGCCUUCAAUGAGCAAAGGGCCGCAACUCAGAACUGCACCAUUGGCAUCUCCUUCGGGGCAUCGAGGGAGCUGGCCUUUCGGCAUGCGAAGACCGGGGAGCUCAUCUACUUCCCUCAGAAGAAUGGCAUGCUGUUCUACUUCGGCCGGGAUGCGAACAUCGUUUGGCAGCAUGGCAUUAAUUCGCUUCCAGAAGGAGAUCAAGAUGGUAAAGGGCGAAUCUCCAUCAUCCUUUGGUGCUUGUGCCAGUUGUGUGUUGAGAGCCAGCAGCAGCUACACCUGGACAGCCGCGGCCGCCUGGCCAGCUCUGGCCAGGGCACGUGGAGGAGCCACCAGCCGCUGUUUCCGGUCAAGUAUGAGUUUGAUGUGUCCGACUUGAAGGAGGGCGAGGGCCUGACCAUCGUCUUUGACAAGACGGUCCAGUCGUUGAUGGUGCAGAAAGGAAUCCUGCCCCAGGGCGGUGUGGCUUGGGGGACCUUCUCCGACGAGAUCCAGCGCUCGGGAUGGUCUGAGCUGCACAUGCAAACCGCCGAUGACCAGAACAUCGCAAACGACGUGAAGAUGUACGCCGCGGGCUAUCUGGAGGGCUUGCUGACCUGCGUCCGCAUCUCCGAGUUCUAUUCCAAUAGCCAGAAGCUUCUCCUCUCCAAGGAGCAAACUGCCGGUGCCAUGCCGGCAAUCCGGAAGCUCUUCCGGGAUCAGCUCGCACAUGCGCGUGCGAUGACAAACAUGGAGUACCACAUCUUCUCAGAAGAGCCCGCAGACCCCUACUGGAAGCAGGUGCGCUAUACGUUCUUCCAGAUGUGGGGUGUCCUCGACGGCUACAACGCCGCGUCCUUGCGCUUCGGCGGGGAGACCUUGGAGCUGGACGAUAUGCUCCUCAUCAACGCUGGCGGCGAGCUGCCGCAGCUCUUGCAGGCGUACGCUCCAGAGAGUCGAGAGCAUCGUGCUGCUCGGUCUCAGGCACCUUCCUUCCUCCAGCAGCGCAGCAAGUCGCGCUCUCAGGAUCCCCUGGAUGAUGCCCACUGGGAGCGGCGUGUGGUAGAGAGCGGCCGCUGCUCGGCUCUGGUGCGCCUGGCGGACGGGGACAUGGAUUUGCUGAUGGGUCACACCACCUGGGAUGACUACAGCAAGAUGACGCGCAUUUUCAAGUUCUACAACUUCUCCCUGCCAGCAGCGGAGACCGCUGCCACGCGCAUGUCCUUCUCGUCCUACCCCGGUGCCGUGACCAGCACGGACGACUUCUACGAGCUGAACAGCGGCCUCGUGGCCAUGGAAACCUCCCUUGUGCUGCUGGACCCCAAUGCCUGGGACAAGGUCCUGGACUUCCCCCGAUUCCUGAGCGUCCCGAACUUCAUGCACUUGAUGGCAGUGAACCGCCUGGCCAAGACAGCGGCGGACUGGGUUCAGCUCUUCUCCAAAACCAACACAGGGACCUUUGCAGCGCAGUGGAUGGUUGCCGACUACAAUCUGUUUGAGAGCGGCAAGCCUUUGCCGGACGGCGCUUUCUGGGUGGCAGAGAUGAUCCCUGGCGUGUCCGAGAUCAGGGACAUGAGCGCACAUCUUCGGCAGCACAGGUACUGGGCCUCCUUCAACCGGCCCUUCUUCGGCAAAACUAGGGAGCUGUCUGGUUUUAACGCCGCUGAGCGUACACAUGGUGCGUUGUAUUCUUACAAUGGCAACCCUCGGUCUGUGGCGUUCCAGCUGGCGGCACCUGGAGUCAACGCUUUGCAGGAUAUGCGCCGUGUCAUGAACCAGAACACGUACCCAUCUAGCGCUCCUCCGAACGAUCCAGGGCAUCAGAUCUCGGCCCGCAUGGACCUGAGCGCGGUGCUGAAGCUCCCCAACGGCGGCAUCGACGCCAAGGUAGUGAACCGGUGCCUGCUGAAGAAGCUUCAAGCGCAGGCGAUCAGUGGACCCAGUCACCAGGUGCAGAAGCCUUUCCAGUGGAAUGCGGAUGAUGGGGCAGAGCUGUGGCCGGGCUUCCCUCAUGCGGGCUUGCCAAAUGUCUGGAGCUUCGACUUUGUGCAAGUGACGCAAUUCGGCCAAACUCAGCUGAUGGACGAAAGCGACUGCUGAUGAUUGGGCUGGUACCAUGCUUAACUGCAUGAACGACCUCUGGCUCCGGUUGGAAACUACGCUCAAGUGGCUUGCUUCGAGAAGUUGUUUGACUGUUUGCGAGUGCCAACUGUGUCCCUGGCCGAUGUCUCACUUCCCGCGCAGGAUAUCGCAGUUGCUGGGGAGAAAAUCGCUUGCAGCUCGUAGCGUUUUCCG